AUGGGGGCAGCCCUGAGCUCGCAGGGCUACGAUGGCCAGUCGCAGCUGGGUGCAAAGCUGGCCUCAAAGCAGCCUCUGCUCGUGGCUUUCAUGUCACCACAGUGCGGCCUGUGUGCCUCGCUGCGCCCAGCUCUGACGGAGGUGACGCGGCAGAUGGCCUCCAGCGGCAGCAACUGUAGGACGCAAGUUGCGUUUCUGAAUGCGCAGCAGGACAAGCUGUGGGCGCCAGAGAUGCUGGCGUUCAGCAUAGAGACGGUGCCCUGCUUUGUGCUGCUCGACAGCUCUGGCCGCGCCGUCUGCAAGACGCCACCACCGCGUGGCCGGCAGCAGAUGGAGGCUGCCCUGCGGGAGAUGGCGGAGCAUGCCGACACAUUGGCGCGACGCUGA
Molecule: messenger RNA, 387 nt
Organism: Chlorella variabilis
Lineage: Eukaryota; Viridiplantae; Chlorophyta; Trebouxiophyceae; Chlorellales; Chlorellaceae
Exons: 3
Coding region: 1-387 (128 amino acids)
Source: RefSeq, a predicted model, not a curated record